AUGCCGGUGCCUCCUUCACCCAUAUCUCCUGAGGAGUUAUUCGAGGAGGAGGAGGAGUCCGAGGAGGAUGAGCCAUUCAAGGAGGAGGAGUCACCCAAUGGAGCGAAUGACGAGGUUCCAUCGAAUAGUUCCUCGUAUCAUGAUUCAUCAUCUAGUAAUAACCCUGCACAUCACACUGAGAUAGAGAGGGAGAGUGACUCAGAGCCUUUACAUCCAGUAGAGGUUCUAUCAUCCACAUCAUCACCUUCUCACCAGUCAUUUAGUAUGUGUGUCAUAGGUCCGUGCUGA
Lactuca saligna is the source of this 288-nucleotide messenger RNA. NCBI's taxonomy places the organism in Eukaryota, Viridiplantae, Streptophyta, Magnoliopsida, Asterales, Asteraceae. The record is from the annotation of a GenBank genome assembly.